AUGGUUUAUCCUGGAGCUGUGCAUUCCAGGUUUGAGCAUUCUCUCGGCGUGUACUGGCUUGCUGGUGAAGCUGUUCAAAUGCUCAAAAAGUACCAGGGUUUGGAACUAGGUAUUGAUAACUUCGAUAUUCAGACAGUGAAACUUGCAGGACUUCUGCAUGAUGUGGGUCAUGGUCCUUUCAGUCACUUGUUUCAGUCCGAGUUUCUCCCACAGGUUAUGAAUGACACAAAAUGGUCGCAUGAGCAAAUGUCAACAAAAAUGGUUGACCAUAUUGUUGAUAAGCACAAUAUAGACAUUGACUCUGAAAUGAUGAGAAAAGUUAAGGAGAUGAUACUAGCUAGCUCAGGAUCGGCACCGAAACACGACGUCAGUGAGAAGCGCUUUUUGUAUGAUAUUGUUGCGAAUGGUCGAAAUGGAAUUGAUGUGGACAAGUUUGAUUACAUUGUCCGUGACAGCCGAGCUUGUGGUCUGGGAUGCAGUUUUGAGUUUCAGAGGUUGAUGGAGACAAUGCGAGUUAUGGGUGAUGAGAUCUGCUAUCGUGCCAAGGAGCAUCGUACCGUCCAUAAGUUGUUUGCUACUCGUGCGGAUCUUUACCGCACAGUUUACGUGCACCCAAAAGUAAAGGCUAUAGAACUGAUGGUUGUAGAUGCCUUGGUAGAAGCAAAUGAUUAUCUGCAAAUUUCAUCUUACAUAGAAGAUCCUUCAGAAUACUGGAAGUUAGACGAUUCAAUAAUCAAAACUAUUGAGACAGCUCCAGACCAACAACUAAGAGAAUCUAGGAAUUUGAUCCUGCGCAUACGCACGAGAAAUCUUUACCAGUUUUGCAAUGAGUACACCGUUCCAAGGGACAAGAUAGAAAAUUUCAAAGAUGUGACUGCACAGGAUAUUGUUUGUUCCCAGCAAAAUGGUGGGGUGCUGCUGAAGGAAGAGGAUGUUGCAGUAAGCAAUGUGAGGAUUGAUUUGACUCAUGGAAGGCGUAAUCCUCUUGAAAGAAUCAAUUUUUUCAAGGAUUAUGAGAGUGAAGAAAAAUUUUCCAUACCUGACGAUCGCAUCAGUCACUUGCUGCCUACGUGUUUUCAAGAUAUGAUAGUCAGAGUCUACUCCAAAAAGCCUGAACUGGUAGGAGCAAUCUCUGAGGCUUUUGAAAACUUCCAAUUAAAAACGUAUGGGAUUAAGGCGCAAGUACAUGCAACUCCAGAGAAGAAGAAACGACGAAUUUAA
This is a messenger RNA of Dovyalis caffra, 1221 nucleotides long. The record is from the annotation of a GenBank genome assembly. Lineage: Eukaryota; Viridiplantae; Streptophyta; Magnoliopsida; Malpighiales; Salicaceae.